Molecule: messenger RNA, 255 nt
Organism: Penicillium longicatenatum
Lineage: Eukaryota; Fungi; Ascomycota; Eurotiomycetes; Eurotiales; Aspergillaceae
Exons: 1
Coding region: 1-255 (84 amino acids)
Source: RefSeq, a predicted model, not a curated record
AUGUCCUUGAUGGACGUCACGGGAGUGCCAUAUGCUCCGCCUCCACCGUCAGGCUCCUUCAUCUUGUUCUUGCAGAUCAUCUCCCGGCGCCUUUCACGUCGUCAUUUAACCACUAGAAAUGAGAGCCUGGGCCGGAUUCAUGCCGUCCUGCCCAACAUGCUGCCCAAAGAAGUUGCCCCAGCUCAAUCGUCGCACCCAGGUGAAGUACUGCGGCCUGCUGUUGGUCCCGCUACCUUCAAACCUGUGAAGAUCUGA